Molecule: messenger RNA, 5700 nt
Organism: Eublepharis macularius
Lineage: Eukaryota; Metazoa; Chordata; Lepidosauria; Squamata; Eublepharidae
Gene: JAK1
Product: Janus kinase 1
Exons: 25
Coding region: 296-3760 (1154 amino acids)
Biological process (GO): hemopoiesis; tyrosine phosphorylation of STAT protein; cell differentiation
Cellular component (GO): cytoskeleton; cytosol; membrane
Molecular function (GO): non-membrane spanning protein tyrosine kinase activity; cytokine receptor binding; ATP binding
Source: RefSeq, a predicted model, not a curated record
GAGAGGAGUCUUCUGAGAGCUUGGGGAGAGACAGGGGGUUUGGACGGUGCGGAGUUGGAGUCGGGGCUGGGUCGGCAGCGAGCCCCGCUGGGGAGCAGGAGCGGCUGGAAGGCCCCCCCUCCCCUCCCCUCCCCGCUGAGGCUGGGGUGGAGAGCAUGCGGGCCGGAGCGUAAGAGCGGGGAAGGCUGAGCCCGCUUCUCCGUGGGGAGCCGUGUGUGGAAGGGGAUUGAAUGAGUUUUGGAUUGUUUGAAGAGACAUCCAUUCAGCUGGCUUGGAGGAUCAGACAUUCAUAUAAAUGCCGUAUAUAAAUGUAAAAGAGGACUGCAAAGCUAUGGCUUUCUGUGCAAAAAUGAGAAGUUCCAAGAGAAAUACCGAAGUGAAUACAGAAGCUCAAGAGCAAGGGUUGGAAGUAGCAUUCUAUUUACAAGAUAAGCCUUCUCUUCGGUAUACAUAUGGCAAGUAUACAGCAGAAGACCUUUGCAUUGAAGCUGCCCAGAAAUGCUUUAUAUCUCCACUAUGUCACAAUCUAUUUGCACUCUUUGAUGAGAGAAGAAAUUUGUGGUACGCACCAAAUCAUGUCUUCCAAAUAGAGGACAAGACUGCACUCCGUGUUCAUUAUCGUAUGAGGUUUUACUUUACUAAUUGGCAUGGGACAAAUGAAAAUGAACCGUCUGUUUGGAGAUAUUCUUCAAAGAAGACAAAGAACUUGUAUGAGAAAAAACAGGUGCAAGAAGGCACUCCUCUUCUUGAUGCAAAUUCACUAGAAUACAUUUUUGCACAGGGGCAAAAUGAUUUGGUGAGAUGUUUUGCACCUGUUCGGGACCCUAAAAAUGAUCAAGAAAUUCAUGAAAUUGAAAAUGAAUGCCUGGGUAUGGCUGUCCUUGCUAUCUCCCACUAUGCAAUAAAAAAGAACUUGAGGCUACCAGAACUUCUCAAGGAUGUAAGCUACAAACGGUAUAUUCCUGAAACUCUAAACAAGGCUAUUAGACAGAGGAACAUCUUAACCAGGGUACGGAUAAACAAUGUUUUCAAAGAUUUCCUUAAGGAAUUUAACAAGAAGACCAUUUGCGACAGCAGUGUUUCACCACAUGAUCUGAAAGUGAAAUACUUGUCAACAAUGGAAACAUUAACAAAGCGUUAUGGAGCAGAAAUAUUUAAAACCUCAUCGUUGCUGAUUUCAUCAGAGAAUGAGAAAAGCUUUAACCUGAGUGACUCUGAAACUCUCCCACAAUAUGAAGUUAUGGUGACAGGCAAUCAUGGAAUCCAGUGGAGACUGAAACCACUUGUUACACAGAAUGAGAAAGAAAAACUCAAAAUAAAGAGGAAAAGAUCAGAAAGCAAAGUCAAGAAAAAUGAAGAAAAAAAUAAGAAAGAGGAAUGGAAUAGUUUUUCUUACUUUCUUGAAAUUACUCACAUUGUGAUCAAGGACCACACAGUCUGUACGUACAGACAAGACAACAACAGAAUGGAACUUGUACUCUCUUCGCACGAAGAAGCUCUGUCAUUUGCUGCUUUGCUAGAUGGAUAUUUCAGGCUUACUGCAGAUGCCCAUCACUAUCUCUGCACAGAUGUUGCUCCACCUUUAAUAAAGCACAACAUUAAAAAUGGAUGCCAUGGCCCCAUUUGCACAGAGUAUGCUAUCAACAAGCUGAGGCAGGAAGGCAAUGAGGAGGGAAUGUAUGUGCUGAGGUGGAGCUGUACAGAUUUCAACAAUAUCCUCUUAACUGUGACAUGUGUUGAAUACUCACAGCAAAUCUUAAAUCUUCCCAAACAGUACAAAAACUUCCAGAUUGAAAUGAAGAAAGAUGGAUGUGUCUUACAUGGGUCAGAUAAGCUCUUCCCAACUCUGACAGAGCUGAUGGAUCACUUAAAAGGACAGAUUCUUAGGACAGACAAUAUUGUUUUCACUCUCAAGAGAUGCUGUCAGCCAAGGCCAAGAGAAAUUUCUAAUUUGUUAGUAGCUACAAAGAGAUCCCAAGAAUGGCAGCCAGUGUGUCCACCAGGCCAGCUAAGUUUCCACCGUAUCCUUAAAGAUGAAAUAAUCCAAGGUGAACACCUUGGCAGAGGAACAAGGACACAGAUUUACUCUGGGAUUCUUAGCUAUAAGGAUGAUGAAAGUUAUCAGACUGAAAAAGAAAUGAAAGUUCUGCUUAAAGUUUUGGACCCUAGUCACAGAGACAUUUCUCUGGCAUUUUUUGAAACGGCAAGCAUGAUGAGGCAGAUUUCCCACAAACACAUUGUCCUCCUUCAUGGAGUUUGUGUCCGUGAUGUAGAAAACAUUAUGGUGGAAGAGUUUGUUGAAUUUGGACCUCUGGAUCUCUUUAUGCAUCGCAACAGUGAUGUGCUAACAACACCUUGGAAAUUCAAAGUAGCAAAACAGUUGGCAAGUGCUUUAAGCUAUCUGGAGGACAAAGAUCUGGUACAUGGAAAUGUGUGUACAAAAAAUAUAUUGUUGGCAAGGGAGGGAACUGAUAAUGAAUAUGGACCUUUCAUAAAACUGAGUGAUCCAGGAAUUCCAAUUACAGUGCUGUCUAGGCAAGAAUGUGUUGAACGGAUCCCUUGGAUUGCACCUGAAUGUGUUGACGACUCCAAAAACUUAGGCAUAGCAGCAGAUAAGUGGAGCUUUGGGACAACCCUGUGGGAAAUCUGCUACAAUGGAGAGAUUCCACUUAAAGACAAGACAUUGGCAGAGAAGGAGAGGUUUUAUGAAGGACGUGCCAUGCUCCCGACCCCAUCCUGCAAGGAGCUAGCUGAUCUGAUAAAGCAGUGCAUGCACUAUGACCCUAACCAAAGACCAUUCUUUAGGGCAAUUAUGCGUGAUAUCAACAAACUAGAAGAACAAAAUCCUGAUAUUGUUUCGGAGAAAAAGCCUACUGCAGAGUUUGAUGCCAGUAAUUUUGAAAAACGGUUCUUGAAACGGAUUCGUGACUUAGGAGAGGGUCACUUUGGCAAAGUUGAACUCUGCAGGUAUGAUCCUGAGGGUGACAAUACAGGAGAACAAGUAGCAGUAAAGUCACUGAAACCAGAGUGUGGUGGGAACCAUAUUGCUGACCUCAAGAAAGAAAUCGAAAUUCUGAAGAAUCUUUAUCAUGAAAAUAUUGUGAAAUACAAAGGAAUCUGCACUGAAGAUGGUGGAAAUGGCAUUAAACUUAUCAUGGAGUUUCUUCCUUCUGGGAGUCUGAAGGACUAUCUCCCCCGAAACAAGAGCAAGAUCAGUCUGAAGCAACAACUGAAAUAUGCUGUCCAAAUCUGCAGGGGAAUGGACUAUCUGGGACUUCAACAAUAUGUUCACCGAGACUUAGCAGCCAGAAACGUCUUAGUUGAAAAUGAGCAGAAAGUAAAAAUUGGAGAUUUUGGGCUAACCAAAGCAAUAGGGACUGACAAGGAAUACUAUAAAGUCAAUGAUGAUCGAGACAGCCCUGUUUUCUGGUAUGCUCCUGAAUGCUUACUACAGUGCAAGUUCUACAUUGCUUCAGAUGUCUGGUCUUUUGGAGUGACUCUUUAUGAAAUACUGACUUAUUGUGAUACUGACUGCAGUCCUAUGACAGAAUUCUUAAAGAUGAUCGGUCCAACUCAAGGCCAGAUGACAGUGACACGGCUUGUGCGCAUAUUAACAGAUGGCAAACGCUUACCAUGUCCUAAAAAUUGCCCAGAAGAGGUUGAUCAACUGAUGAGGAAAUGCUGGGGAUAUGAGCCAGGCGAACGAACCACCUUUCAAAACCUAAUUGAAGGAUUUGAAGCACUUAUAAAUAAGAUGUAAUCCAACAUUUUUCUACUGCUACCACUUAAAUGUUUGAAAAGUAUAUAUAAGACUUUUUAUUAUCAUCUGUUGUAAUUUGUAUUUUGGUAAAGCUGUCUUUGUCCAAAAGGUUUGUUUCUCCCCUUUCAACCAAGGAGUUUAAAAAUUUUGCUAAGCACUUUGUUGCCGCAAAUACCUAUGCUACUCGUACAAUUGUAAUAGUUCUGCCUUUAAGAAUCUGACUGGUAUGAAGAAACUUCCAGUACUGGUGAUGGCGUCUUUUGAUCAGCAUAUUUUUUAAUGCACUUAUCUUAAAAUAAGGGUUUUUAAUAAUAUACUUAAAAACAGCUUGAGUCACAUUGGACUAAUAAACCCAAAGUAGCCAUCGUAAAUUUGGUGUAACGUUGCUACUUUCAGUGCACAUUACUACUACUUUCAUAAAAUGUUUUCUUUAAAAAAACAAGCAGAAGCAUCUAUGUCAUCUUUUAAAAAUGAACAUUAAGCAGGAAUGACGCAUGAUUUUAUUUAUACUAAGCUUUUGAUUGUUUUCCAUCUACUCUUAAAGAGAGAAUAUACUAAAGUUCAGAUGUCAUUAGCAAUAUAAUAAUGAUCCAAAACUUCUAACGUUUAAUACGUCAAAUUAUCCCAGGAAGUUAUCAUUAUUUAAUGUUCUGGUUCAUUUACUUCCCUUUAAAAGGGGAGCUUUCUCUUUUCUUUGAGGAACUUCUAGAUAAGCAUACAACAUUGGUCUCCAGUGUAGUACCUGUGGUACCUGCCAUUGGGUUUUCAGGUGUCCAUUUGCUGCUUCUAUGGAACACAUCUUACCCAAAGAAAGGAACCAGUCCUGGCUUUCCUCCAAUUCUUUGGUGCAGGUGGUGGUUCAGAAGAACACAGAAGUCAUCUUAUCUGGUGUUAGAGAUUAGGCCUCUUACCAUGGCAGCCAUUUACUGCCUGUUGUCAAAAUUCCAAAGUGCCCUGUGCUGAGCCUGGUUGCGGACCUGACAUACAGUAUAAAGAGAGGGGGGGGGAACCCACACCACUAGUGACUGAUCUUUGUGAAAAGUGGAGAAUAAUUCCAUGCACAAUAUAUUAAAAAGGACAGGAUUUGUCAUUCAGGGUUUCAGUCGAAUAUUGCACCAUGGUUAAUGGUGCAUGGUUAAUAGUUUCAUGUGUGCCAAUUUUUGAAAUCAUGACCUGUGAGCAAAUUAAAUUGUUUUAAGGGGAAAAUUCUUAGGGUUAUACUGAGGAAGGAACAAAAAUGUAAUGCAUGACAGCAUUCUGGACUUUUAUUAAAUGUGCAGAUGAUCAGACUAAACAACACAGCAAUGGGUUUAACCAGGAUCAAAAAAACUUUUCACAGUCAAACUUUGAUCCAGCAAUGGUAAACUACAUAAGGAUUUCCCUGUAGAUUCUACCCCCAUUAGGUACAAAGGAAGAAGACAGAAAAGGAAAAAUAUAUCACAGCCAGAAAGUGCAUUGUUAAGAUUGUCAAAAUGGUGAUGUUGCCCCGAUCACCUCUGAGGAUACGAUUGAAUCCAGACACACACACCCCACCAGUGACUGAUCUUUUUGGAAAAUGGAGAAUAAUUCCAUGCACAUAUCUCCCUGGUUAGGACCAUAAUUUAUGCCUGACUGCAACAUGUUUUACUCUUAUAUGAAUUCAGUAGGCAUUUACAGGUGAAAUAAGAUUAUGGGCAUUUUGGUAAUAACUGUUCUUUAAUGUAAAUUGUGUUUUCCCCUCUACCUUAGAGCCUAAUAUUGUUUUGAAGACUUACUCAAGAGUUUGCAGUAAUUUAAAAGUCAAUUAGAUAAAAGACCUGCCAAUUUAAUUCUUGAAUCUGUCAGUUUAGAAUCAUCUUGCACUAUUGACUGAUUCUUCUGUAGUGUAACUAUAAACCAUUACUCUACAUGCACUUUGUUAUUCUUUAUAAAAUAAAAAGGUUUUAUCUAUGGAUGUUUAA